Molecule: messenger RNA, 4731 nt
Organism: Onychostruthus taczanowskii (white-rumped snowfinch)
Lineage: Eukaryota; Metazoa; Chordata; Aves; Passeriformes; Passeridae
Gene: ANKRD27
Product: ankyrin repeat domain 27
Exons: 29
Coding region: 162-3356 (1064 amino acids)
Biological process (GO): early endosome to late endosome transport; neuron projection morphogenesis
Cellular component (GO): early endosome; transport vesicle; neuron projection
Molecular function (GO): guanyl-nucleotide exchange factor activity; SNARE binding
Source: RefSeq, a predicted model, not a curated record
GGCGGGCGGGACGGCACCGCCGCCUGCGCCCGCGGAGGAGCCACUGCAGCCGCGGGGCGGGCCAGCGCCGGGGGAGGCUCGCAGGAGGCGGGACAGCGCCGGGAUGCCUCACCCCCCCUCAGCCCUAAGCCGAACAUCUCCUUGGAAUAUCUGAAGUCCAUAUGGCUAUGUAUGAUGAAGAUAUCUUGAAAAAUCCCUUUUAUUUGGCCAUUCAGAAGCGACGUCCUGAUCUAUGCAGCAAAGUUGCAGAACUCCAUGGUAUUGUGCUAGUUCCAUGCAAAGGAAGCCUUUCAAGCAACAGUCUUUCAACCUGCCAGUUUGAAUCUUAUGUUCUGAAGCCUCUGGAAGAAAAUUUUCAAACCUUAAAUGGAAAGGAGAUCUUCAUACAAGGAAACCUCAUCAUUCUAGGAGCUGGUUUUAAUUACACUCUCUCAGUACCGGUUCUCUUUGAGGAAACCUUUUACAAUGAAAAAGAAGAAAGCUUUAGUAUAUUGUGCAUAGCUCAUCCAUUGGAGAAAACAGAAAGCUCAAGUGAAUCUACAGCUUCAUCAAACUCCUAUUCUCUUAAAAACAUUGAAGAUGUUAGAGAGUUCUUGGGAAGGCACUGUGAGAGAUUUGAUAAAUACAUAGGAUCUUUCUAUAGAACAUUUAAAGAACACGAAAGGAAAAGCCUCCGUCACUACAUAGAUUCUGUUAAUGCACUUUAUACCAAAUGUCUGCAGCAUCUUUUGAGAGAUUCACACUUGAAGAUGCUUGCAAAGCAAGAAGAGCAGAUGAAUCUGAUCAAACAAGCAGUUGAAAUGUAUAUCCAUCAUGCUAUUUAUGACCUAAUCUUCAAAUAUGUGGGGACGAUUGAGGCGAGUGAGGAUGCUGAUUUUAAUAAAAUCACGAGGAGCCUUCAAGACCUGCAGCAAAAAGACAUUGGAGUGAAGCCUGAGUUCAGUUUUAAUAUACCACGUGCAAAGCGAGAGCUGGGUCAGUUGAACAAAUGCACUUCCCCUCAACAGAAGCUGCUUUGUCUGCGCAAAGUUGUACAAAUUAUCAUGCAGUCUCCAAGCCAAAGAGUUAACGUGGAAACCAUGUGUGCAGAUGAUCUUCUCUCUGUUUUGCUGUAUUUGCUUGUAAAAACAGAAAUCCCAAACUGGAUGGCCAACCUGAGUUACAUCAAGAACUUCAGGCUUUGCAGCUCAGUGAAGGAUGAGCUGGGGUACUGCCUGACCUCCAUCGAGGCUGCAAUAGAGUACAUCCGGCAGGGCAACCUCUCUGACAGAUCAACAGAAUCUGAGAGUCUGUGUGACAAGCUGCUCUUAAGACAGAGGAUGAACUUGUUGUCCCAGAUGUCUGCUGCACCAAUAGACUGCUUGUUUAAGCAUAUUGCUUCAGGUGAUCAGGAGGAAGUGGAGCGGCUGCUAAGUCAAGGUGACAGUGAUAAGGACACUGUACAGAAAAUGUGUCACCCGCUGUGUUACUGUGACAAAUGCGAGAAGCUGGUUUCUGGGAAACUGAAUGACCCUUCCAUUAUCACUCCCUUUUCCCGAGAUGACCGGGGAUAUACUCCACUUCAUAUAGCUGCUAUUUGUGGUCAAACGUCAUUAGUGGAUUUACUGGUAGCCAAAGGAGCCAUUGUCAAUGCCACAGAUUACCACGGUUCAACUCCCCUUCACCUCGCCUGUCAGAAGGGAUAUCAGAAUGUUACACUGCUCUUAUUGCACUACAAGGCAAGUACUGAUGUUCAGGACAAUAAUGGAAAUACUCCACUUCAUUUAGCCUGCACUUAUGGUCAUGAGGAUUGUGUCAAGGCUUUGGUGUACUAUGAUGUGCACUCCUGCAGGCUGGAUAUUGGCAAUGAGAAGGGAGACACUCCUCUGCACAUUGCUGCUCGCUGGGGCUAUCAGGGCAUCAUUGAAGUGCUCUUGCAAAAUGGGGCAAACCCAGAAAUUCAGAACCGCAUGAAAGAGACUUCUCUGCAGUGUGCAUUGAAUUCCAAGAUUUUGUCAUUGAUGGAAGUAAACUACCUAACAUUUGAAAGAGGACAGAGUGCUUCUGAGUCACCCCUUAGGUCUCCUCAGCACUCAACAGAAACUUUCAGCAGAGGAUCAUCUGUCUCAAGCUUGUCAUCAGCAUCAACUGAUCUGAGGCAAGAAGAAGCAAAAAACAGUUAUAAAGAGGUGGAAAAACUCCUGAGAGCAGUUGCUGAUGGAGAUCUGGAAAUGGUCCGUUAUCUCUUGGAAUGGGUGGAAGAAGACUUGGAAGAUGAGGAUGACACAGCCAGUACAUCAAAACCAGAAUUCUGCCAUCCAUUAUGCCAGUGUUCAAAAUGUGGGCCUGCACAAAAGAAGCUUUCCAAGGUCUGUGCCAGCGGGCUGGGGGUGAAUGUUUCCAACCAGGAUGGUUUCACCCCGCUGCACAUGGCGGCUCUGCACGGGCACGGCGAGCUGGCAUCGCUGCUGCUGCGCCACGGCGCCAGCGCCAGCGCCAAGAACGCACAGCUGGCUGCUCCCCUGCACCUGGCCUGCCAGAGGGGACACUCCCAGGUGGUAAAGUGUCUGAUGGAUUACAAUGCUAAACAAAAUAAAAAAGAUAUAUAUGGAAAUACUCCCUUAAUUUAUGCAUGCUUGAAUGGUCACUAUGAGACUACUGCCCUGUUGCUGCAGCACGGAGCCUCGGUGAACCUCUCCAACGCCCAGGGCAGCACGGCCCUGCACGGGGCGGCGGCCGCCGGCAGCGAGGCGCUGGUGGCAUUGCUGCUGCAGCACGGCGCCCUGCGGCACCUGCGCAACCAGCGCGGCUGCACCCCCGCCGACUGCGCCGAGCCCAAUUCAAACAUCAUGAAGUUGCUGGAAGCAGCACCAAGCUGUGUCCCCACAUCAGCAGAGGCAGAGAAGGAGAGUGAGGAGCACGUUACUGGCAAGAUAAGGAAAAAAGUGCAUCCUAAGCCCUGUGAGGAAGCCAAUGAUCCCAUAAGCAGACAACUUCAACUGGUCCAAUCAAUUAACAGAUUUAACAAAGAAAAACACUUACGGAGAACAAUAACAAGAGAUAAAAGCGUCCCUAAUUUUGACUAUCACUUACUGCACCAGAUGGCUAUAAAAAGCUUUGAUAAAAGCAAAUUAAAAUCUGUUGGAAUGCUGGAGCAGAGCACAGGCCAGGUGACUGACUCGGGGUGCAGUGGUGAGCUUGUGGAAGAUGAUGGCACGGCAGCUGCUGCCAGGAGCCGAUUACUGCAGCGCAGGCACACGGUCAGUGUGCUCAGCGUGGCCCUGCCCGCAGAGGGCAGCGACAGCGGCUCCUGCGGCCCUGCAGAGCCCGGGCUGCCACAGCCCCGGCACUGCCACGGCUCGGGCUCGCAGCACUGAAGGGAAGCACGGAUUUGCAGCCCGGAGCUGAGGAAGUUGGUGCUGUGGAUUUCAGUAGCCCUUCACUGUGCGUUACUGUCGGUGACAUUCGCACACCCCAGCUCAGAGCAGGCACAGGCUCUGCAGCACAGCUGGAAUGUUCUGGCACCCUGGGGCCUGACUCCUCUGUUCCUGCUGGAGGUGACCACACAGCCAGAUCAUUACCGAUCUCACUAACAGGGAUGCAACGACAUGAAGACAGCAAAAUUACUUUCCUAUUCUGUUCAGCACUUACUAAAAAGUUCUAUGUAACAGUAAACCAAAUGAAACCCUGUAUUGUAUUUUUCAGCCACCCACUUUGUUUUAAAAGUCUUUGAAUAAUUUUUGCAUUUUCAGUUUUUAUCACUACAUUCAGAAUAUAAAUAUAUUUAUAUAUAUAAAAAGAUAUAUUGGAUAACAAGGUAUUUAUUGCCAGAGGUAAUUGAAAUGUCUCUAUUUUUACUGUAAUGUUACCAUUAUAAUAUAUAUUUGUGUAUAUUUCAGUAGCUGGGCAAACAAUAAUCCAUAACAGCUCCUUUACUAAUGUGAAGGGAUGUAAUCCUUUCUAAUAUCUCAGCAAUGCUCCCCUGCACUGGAGCUGCAAGAUCAAGUUCUUACAGAGGAGCCAAGAUACUGGGAAAAAGUGGAGAGCCCUUGACAAACCUAAACUUUGGACUCACUGUUCACAACCUAAAGCAGAAGCAAGCACAAGCUGCUUGCUUGUGUUUUAUUGUAGCAUGCAUUUAAGUUGCUUUUCCCCUAUUCUAAAGGAAGUAAUGCAAAAAUGCACAAGUAUUCACGAUUCUGGUCCUGGGCAACAUCACAGACAAAACUGCUUCAGAGCCUGCUCUGGGCUGCUAUUAAAAGGGUGAAAUUGCCAUUAUGAAAGGUACCUCUCACACCAGUGAGCACGGGCUGGAAUAGGCCAAAUCCUGCCCCGUUCCCAGGGGUGAUCCCUGAAGAACUGGAAGCUGACAGGGAACUACCAAGUGGCUGCUUAGAUCUGAAGUUCAUUUUCUACUGUGGUUAAGGGAGGACAAGCUGUAAAUAGCACAAGCCAGGUUUUGCAGUGCAGUAUUUUUUUAUUCUUGGCUCAUCACAUCCAGCUUGCAUUUUAUUUCAUGAACUAUUUGUAUAGAUAAUUCUCUUUCUUUUAACUGUGGUAUUAGUAAACUGGCAAAAUACAAAGCUGGAAGAUAACUUUUUAAUCUAAGAGGUAAAAUGUCAAAUGAUAUUUGGAUUUGAGGGUAAUGUGUUUAUUUUUCUAAUAAUUUAUGAGUUCAUCUGAUUUUCUGAUGUGCCUUGGAUUUGUGCCAAAUGAUGGGAAGAAAAAACUAGUAAAAGAACUCUUGAAAAA